AUGGAGAAAAAGUAAGAUUUCUAUCUUAAUUAUUCUUCAACAUGUAUUAUUUUUAAAUAAUGCAAGAGAUAUGCAGAAUAACAAGUAGUACAAAAAGUUUAAUAUAUAAGGAAACUGAUUGAGAAAGCUGACAUAUUUGGAAUAAACUGCCGCUUUUUAUUUAGUUUUCCACAAUUUAUCUUAACAUCAGGGCAUAACAGCAGCACUGUAGCAAUUGUAUACCAUUAAAUUAAGAGCAUAUUGUAUUAACUAUUCAAAUAUAUAUUAUACUAUUUGCAUAACACAUAUGCUGUGCAGUGAGUGCCAUGUGAGAUGUAGACUUUCUGUAGACUAUAGCACAUAUUUAAUGUUAUGUAAAAAAAGUUCCUUUGCUAUGUCUUAUGUGUGAGUGGAUCUCAUCCAUUCUAUAUGUUAUCCCCCCCAUAAGUUCAUUUACAUGACAUGAGACAUGUGGUUGCUUCUUCCAUUAAAAUAACAGCUGUGUACAAAUAAAGAAGCAUGCAUUUACGGGAAGAGGUGAUAUGUACAUUUAUAUCGUCUUGAACCUGAGUCAUGAUCCUAUAUAGUUUAAUAGUACAUAUUCAACAUAUAUUCUAUUCAAAACCUUUGUAUAUAUUAUAUCUAGGAAGUUCCCCUCAAAAACUAUCUUACAAAUCACAAACGGCAUGCAUUUCUUGCUGGGCAAAAAGGCUCUGUAAUUUAUCAGAGGCUGACUUGAGAAAUAGCAGUCAUUUUGAUUGUAGACAUUGGCAUCACCUAAUGAACUACUUUAAGGCAUCACAUUCAUACAUUUCUUUUCUUUGCAUAUAGCUCUAUAUUCUCAGUGGAUAUGUGUGUUUGCGAUGGAAUGGAAUUUCUUAAUGUACAUGUUAGUAUUUGAAAGUUAAUUCCAAGAACAAAGAUAACAGGUGAUAUCCAACUAAGCCUUGUCCAGAAUAGAACCAUUGAAAUUAAUGGACUUAAGUAAUGAAGUUGGGUAUCUCCCAAUAAUUCUUAGCAACAAUUCAUCUCUCACAGCUGGUCAGCUGAGGAAAAUAUAUUGAACAAGUUAAAAUAAUUUAAAUAGCUGGAGCUUUCGUUUUCACCCUGUAACAAGUGGAGCAAACAUUGUUAUGUUUUCAAAGCUGAACACAUAACAUGAAAUGUGUUAAAAUUCAUGUGUUGUGUGGAGGAGAAUGUAAUUUGAUAAUUCCAGCAAAUAACAAUUUAGAUUAAGUUUGUAGGGUGUUGAGAUAUAUAGACUGUUUAACUUGUUAAGGAUCUAGAUACCGUACAACUUAAGUUUUUCAAGGCUGACCUAAACCACCUGCACCAUUUCCACAUGCAGAGAGAUGAUAAAUGCUCUUGUAUUUAGCAUAUGGUGUGUGGAAUUUUAGCUACGUAUUGAAAUGUUCUACCAUGGAUACACUUCUAUGUAGGCUCCAGAUGGAGUAGAAGCAGUCAGGAAACAUUUUUAGAAAAUCACGGUUUACAAACGGAAUGGACUUGAUAUAUCCAAUUUACUAUAUUUAAAGCAACAUGGAAGUAGAUCCCCAUUUCAUUAGACUAUAGGAUACUGAAAUACACCUCCAUUAGGCAGCAGUAAAGCUUUCCCAUAUCCCCUCCCCCAGUGCCUAAAAUAUAUUUUUUUUAAAUGAUAUUUAUUCCGAGUUUAAAGUUACAAAAAAAACAGAAAAAAACAGUACAAAAUACAAAGAUAAAUUUAACCAUAGCCAUAACAGAGCAAAAAGUAAAAAGAGAAAAAAAGACAAUAAAAUAGGAUAAAAAAACAGAGCAAGAUAUAAAAAAGCAUUGAAUUAAAAUAGAACAAAAGCAAAUUAAACCUUUACAUAACUUUUUCCCUUUACUUAUUUCCUUGACCUCCUCUCACCUCCCAAUUUUGUAUUCUAGUUCAGAUCGUUUUUUUCAGCAAAUCCUUCCAACCUUAUUUUCAUUUACGUAUUUUAAUUUGAAAUAUUAUAAUUAAACAUCCUUUGUUUCAUCAAUUUCAUCAGCUCAUUUUUACUUAAUCCUUUAUCCCAUAUCUACCAAAACUGCCUAAUUUUCUUUUUCCAACAUCUUUCUAACAGUCUUUAAUAUUACAAUGCUUUUGAAGAUAUAUUUUAAAUUUUUUCCAGACCUCUUCCACCGACCCUUCUCCCUGGUCUCGGAUUCUGCCAGUCAUCUCAGCCAAUUCCAUAUAGUCCAUCACUUUCGUCUGCCAUUCUUCUCGGGUGGGUAAUUCUUGUGUCUUCCAGUACUUUCCGAUGAGUAUUCUUGCUGCUGUUGUAGCAUACAUAAAAAAGGUUCUAUCCUCCUGUCAGGGAACUGACAUCAGAGCGAGAGGCGAAGGGGAGGCUCCUGGAUGAUGCUGGAGAAGGACCCAGCAGCAGGGGGAGAGGCGACUCAGUGGAGGGGGAAGCAUUUAAGCGCAACACCAGGAACAAAAGUGAGCAGAUGGGAAAAUCGGAGAGAGGGCUCACGGACUCUUCACUGGAACUCAGUGAGGAGGGGACAGGUCCCCGGCUACCCACGCCCACCCUGCGCAGAAGGCUCCCGCGCAGUGAGAGGCGGAGGCGAUUGGGUGUCAAACAGCUCUUAUGUUGGAAGAGAUUCAAGAAACGCCCACUGACGGAUUCUGCUAGUGACUGAGACAGUCCUGAUCAGAAGGGGCUGUGCAGUCAGAAAGGUUUAACAAGGCAAAAUCAGCCUAGAGAGGCACCAGUUUACGCACGAGUAACUCAUACUCAUUACAGCAAUCCGUCAGUCCCUGAAAGUUGCUCGUGCGCAGCAGCAGGCAGGCAGCAUCAUGAGCAAGCCCGGAGAAGCAGGCGCCCAAGGGGGAGCAGCUGGAGGGCAAACGCUGGAGGAGAGGAACCGAGAUUUGGAGCAGCAUGUGGCCAUUCUGACGGCACGGCUGGACGAAAGGCGGUCUCAAGAUGCACAGGUCAGACCCACCCCCAUAGCAAGGAAGGUACCGGGACUGGUGCACAAGUUUGGGGAAGCCGCAAGAAUACAGUGCGUUUAGAACGGAAAUAGAGUACGCAUUGGACUUGCAGCAUAACGAUUUUGAAGACGACGCGGCGCGGGUGGCAUAUGUUGUGGGUCACCUGCAGGACGGGGCCAGAGAAUGGGUCAGACCCCUUAUGGCGACGCAGAAUUCCGCCAUGCAGGACCUGAGGAAAUUCUUCCAAGCGAUGGACGCGAUGUUUUCCACUGAUGUUCAAAAAGUGUGACUAAGCGGGAAUUGAUGAACUGUAAACAGGGGAGCCAGUCAGUCAGGGACUACUGGUCGCGCUUUGCCAUGAUAGUUCAUCGCCUCGGGUGGGAACUGGGCUCCGAACCCAUACAGAUGUUAUUCGAGGAGGGGUUGUCCCCAACGGUUAAGGAUGAACUUCCCGCGCACCCCGCCCACAGGGGAUGGAUCAGCUGACCAAGGCUGUGCUUGCGAUUGGCGCGCGCCAGGAAGCGCGGGCCCAGGAGAGGCGGGAAGGGAGAGAGCAACGUUGCCAUGACUACCGCAUUCCUGAAAUACCAAGGCAGCCCUCCCGCCAGCAGAGCCAAUGGAAAUAGAUGGGGGGCGCGCGCGGGAAGUUUCAAGCACCAGCGAAGGGCGCAAGAAGGAGGGAAAGGAUUGGAAAACCUCCAAAAGGUGUUACCUUUGCCAGCGGCCAGGGCAUUUUGCCAGAGCCUGCCCUCAAAGAAAGGCUUGGCAAGGAAUGGUGGAGCCGCAGGGGGUGAGGAGGAGGUGGUAAAGGAACAGGAACAGGGAAACGAGAACGCUUGGCUGCCAAUCAAGGGGCACAACAGCCAAGCCAGCCACCAGUAAAAGUGCCCCAACCAGACUCCCCAAGGCGGCAAUAGCCAUCGAAGUGGUGCUAGAACUCCCAAACGGGCACCCAGUCAAGGUGAAAGGCAUGCUGGAUUCAGGCAGCUCAUGUAAUUUCUUCAGCAAGGACUUUGCAUUAGAGCACCAGCUCCACUUACUGCCUUUGGAUUUUCCCUUGCAAGUGACCACCAUUGAUGGCAGGGAGCUUCUAGGAGGGGAAGUGACACACCAAACCCCGCCAAUGAGGAUGAGGGUGUCCAGGCACUCGGAAACCAUCGCCUUUCACGUCGCCUCGCUAGCAGGACCCCCAAUAAUAUUAGGGAUGAGCUGGCUAGCACAACAUGAUCCAGUGGUGGCGUGGCAUCAGAGGACAGUCACCUUUGGAUCAGCUUACUGCCUGGAACACUGUCUAGGAGGGGAAGCCCCAAGAAUGACCGUGGCCAGGGUGGCUGGGAUGGCGGUGGAGCGGAAAGGGGAGGUGCCGCCACAAUACGCAGAUCUGCGGGAGGUCUUCAGCGAAAAGGAGGCAGAUAGACUGCCACCCCAUAGGCCCUUUGACUGCCAGAUCAACUUGCUUCCGGGGCUCAGCUGCCAGUGGGUAAGCUGUACGCCAUGUCAGACAGGGAGAUGAAGGAGUUGCGAGAAUUUAUCGACAAGAACCUGAAAAGAGGCUUCAUAAGAGAAUCAAAGGCAGUAGGGGGCAGUCCGGUGUUCUUUGUGGACAAAAAGGACACAAAUAAACCCAGGCUCGUAGUGGACUAUAGAGCUGUCAAUUUGGUGUCAGAACCCGUGACCUUCCCAAUGCCCAGGAUUGACGACAUUUUAACGCGAGUGAGGAAAGGCAAAAUUUUUACCAAGCUGGACCUCAGGGGCGCAUACAAUUUGAUCAGGAUGAGGGAGGGGGACGAAUGGAAGACCACAAUGUUCACACCCCUAGGUGCCUUUGAGUACUUAGUUAUGCCUUUGGAUUACAGUCAGGCUCCGCCUGCUUUCAAGCUUUCAUGCACCACGUGUUGGGGUCUCUGCUGUACAAGAACUGCGUAGCCUUCUUGGACGACGUCUUAAUUUAUUCGGACAAUGAGGAACAACAUGUUAGAGACGUCAGGGAAGUGUUACAACGACUGCAGAAGCACCAGUUGUGGGUCAAGCUGGAAAAAUGUCAGUUUCACGCCAGAGAAGUCGAGUUUCUGGGGUACAAGUUGUCUGACAAAGGCUUAGCGAUGGACCCAAGCAAGGUGCAGGCAGUGCUGGAGUGGAAGGCUCCCAAGACACGGAAGGACGUACAGAGGUUCCUAGGGUUCAGCAACUUCUACAGGAAGUUCAUCAAGAACUUCGCCCACUUGACAGCGCCAAUCACGGAUUGUCUCAGUAGCAAAAGAAGUUUGUGUGGACAGAAGAGGCCCAGCAAUCCUUCGAAAAACUGAAGAAGGCGUUCGCAUCGGAAGAGCAACUCCUGCACGUAGAUCUGGAGAAACCCCUGAGGCUAGAGACCGACGCGUCCGACAGAGCCGUGGGGCGGUCCUUUGCAGCCAGGGAAGGGAAAGCAGGAAUGGAAACCGUGUGCCUUUUUCUCCAGAAAACUGAGCAAGUCGGAGCAAAACUAUACAGUGUAUGACCGCGAACUGCUGGCAAUCUACGCGGCCUUUCGUCGUUGGCGUCAUCUACUGAUAGGGGCGCAACAACAGAUCCAGGUUUGCACAGAUCACAAGAACUUGGAGUACUGGAGAACCGCACGAGUACUCAACCAGAGACAGAUUCGAUGGGCACAGGAGUUCUCCAAGUUUUUCUUUGAAAUCCGCUACGUGCCCGGAGAAGAAAACGUAAGAGCAGACGCUCUCUGCGUAAACCGGAGUACCUGGAAGGAGAGGGGCCGCCGGAGAAACGACACGUGAUCCCCGAGGACCGAUGGGUGUGUGGGGAACUUUGGUGGGGAAACGAGAACUAGCCGGGCUGACCAGAAACGACGUGUUCGCGCAAACUAAAAUCCGGGAACUACGAGACGGAAGAGGGACCCAAGAAGGGUUUGAGGAGAAGGAAGGGGUACUGUACUAUAGGGGAGCGCUGUACGUACCGGGGGAAACCCUGAGGGAAAAAGUACUCAAACAACUCCACGACAACCCCACAGCAGGGCACUUUGGACAGCACAAAACCAUGAUGCUGGUGACCAGGCAGUUCUGGUGGCCCAGGGUGAGGGAGGAUGUACGGGAAUAUGUACGGGGUGCGACCGCUGCCAAAGGGCAAAGGGGAGCGGGCUGCCCCCACAGGAUUGCUGGAACCCUUACCCACGCCGGGAAACCCUGGGAGGUGGUAUCCAUUGAUUUUAUGACAGAUUUGCCCAAGUCCCGGGAAAGACAGCAGUCAUGGUAGUGGUCGACCUACUAACAAAAAUGUGCCACUUUAUAGCUUGCUCACAUGCUGUAACGGCAGAGGAAACAGCCCGGUUGUUUGUGGAGCACAUAUUCCGGCUGCAUGGCGCCCCUUGAGGGUUAUCUCCGACCGCGGAAAACAAUUUACUUCCCGGUUCUGGAGGAAACUCAUGAGCUUACUGCAGGUGGAGGUGGGUUUCUCGACGGCGAGACACCCAGAGACCAACGGGCAAGCAGAAAGAGCGAACAGUAUACUCCAGCAAUACCUACGCUGCUAUGUCAGCGAGAGGCAGAACGAUUGGGUAGAAAAACUAGCGCUGGCUGAAUUCGCGUACAACAACGCGGAACACGUGUCCACGGGAAUGAGCCCAUUCAUGGCCAACCAUGGGUGUCAUCCCAGGGCCUUCCCGGGAGUGGGGAGGAACGCUGGAGCGAACCCGCCGCAGAGCAGUUUGGGGAGGAAAUGGAGGCCCUACACCAGCAACUUAAGAUGAACUUGGAGCGGGCCAAGGAAACUUACAAGAGGCAGGCAGACAAGCACCGCAGGGAAGGGGGACCAUACGGGUGGGGGACCGGGUGUGGUUGUCCACCCAAGGGCUACCUUUCAAAGGGGGGUGCAAGAAGUUGCAGCCCAGACGGCUGGGACCUUUUGAGGUAACACAGCAAGUUAAUCCCGUGGCAUUUAAGCUCAGGUUGCCUGAUAGCAUGAAAAUACACCCGGUUUUCCAUAGGUCCCUGCUUUCACCGCAUAGGGAAGGGCGGGAAUUCCAGGGGCAAGAGGGAGAAGUCACCACACACCCGCAGGUAGAAGAAAGGGAACACCACCACAGGGCCACUGGAAAUACUGGACUCAAGGUGGCAAGGGCGCCGGGUGGAGUAUUUGGUAGCGUGGGAAGGGGAACCCAGGUCCGAAAACACGUGGGUCCCCACGGAAGCCGUCGAGGACAGGUAUCUGGUGGAGGUAUUCCACCACCGGUUCCCGGACAAACCCAAACCCCUGGAGAGAUUCUGGGAGGAGCAAUUUGGAACCACAGAUGAGGAAGAGGUUUUGAGGGAUUUUCUGACUCCGAGGAGGGAGGAGAGGUUUCGGAGGAAGAAGCAUCAGACGGGAAGACCACCCCGUUGGUAGGUGGAAGAGCGAUUGGGAAGCGGGUUUCGAACCCACGGAAGAUGGUGACAGUUCCUUCCGGGGUUCCUCGCCUCCUCGGCCGACGAAGGGGACGGUUGGUCCCACAGGUCGGCCCAGGGGUGGAGGGGAUUCUGGGGGGGAGGUGGAUGUCAGGGAACUGACAUCAGAGCGAGAGGCGAAGGGGAGGCUCCUGGAUGAUGCUGGAGAAGGACCCAGCAGCAGGGGGAGAGGCGACUCAGUGGAGGGGGAAGCAUUUAAGCGCAACACCAGGAACAAAAGUGAGCAGAUGGGAAAAUCGGAGAGAGGGCUCACGGACUCUUCACUGGAACUCAGUGAGGAGGGGACAGGUCCUCCGCUACCUACGCCCUCCCUGCGCAGAAGGCUCCCGCGCAGUGAGAGGCGGAGGCGAUUGGGUGUCAAACAGCUCUUAUGUUGGAAGAGAUUCAAGAAACGCCCACUGACGGAUUCUGCUAGUGACUGAGACAGUCCUGAUCAGAAGGGGCUGUGCAGUCAGAAAGGUUUAACAAGGCAAAUCAGCCUAGAGAGGCACCAGUUUACGCACGAGUAACUCAUACUCAUUACACCUCCCUUCGCACCGAUUGGCCGACCAUGCCCAGAAGGAAGGCCUCUGGUUUCUUCUGAAAGGUAUACUUAAAUACCUUUUUCAUUUCAUUAUAAAUCAUCUCCCAGAAGGCCUUGAUCCUUGGGCAUGUCCACCAAAGGUGAAAAUGUGCCCUCAAUCUCUUUACAUUUCCAACAUUUAUUAUCGGGCAAAUGAUAAAUUUUUGCCAGCUUGACUGGGGUUAAGUACCACCUAUAAAUCAUUUUCAUUAUAUUUUCUCUUAAGGCAUUACAUGCCGUAAACUUAAUACCUGUGGUCCAUAACUGUUCCCAGUCAGCAAACAUAAUAUUAUGUCCAACGUCUUGUGCCCAUUUGAUCAUAACAGAUUUAACCGUUUCAUCCUGAGUAUUCCAUUUCAACAGCAAGUUAUACAUUCUUGACAGAUUCUUGGUUUUAGGAUCUAACAAUUCUGUUUCCAAUUUUGAUUUUUCCACCUGAAAACCAAUUUUCUUAUCUAAAUUAUAAGCCUCCUUAUUUGAUAAUAAUGAAGCCAGUCUCAUACUUUAAUUUUUAAAUUGUCAAAGCUCUGCAGCUUUAAUCUAUCUCCAUCUUGUUCUAAAAUUUCACAAUAUUUUGGCCAAUUUGUCUCCAUAUUAAUUUUUUUCAGAGCCUUGGCCUCCAUUGGUGACAGCCACCUUGGUGUUUUACUUUCCAACAAAUCCUUAUAUCUCACCCAGACAUUAAACAAUGCUUUCCUGACAAUAUGGUUCUUAAAGGCUUUGUGUGCUUUGACCUUGUCAUACCACAAGUAUGCAUGCCAUCCAAAAACAUUGUUAAAACCUUCUAGAUCCAAAAUGUCCGUGUUUUCAAGAAGCAGCCAAUCUUUCAGCCAGCAAAAUGCGGCUGAUUCAUAAUAGAGUUUAAACCCCAGUGCCUAAAAUAUUUUAAACCACACAUGCUAAAUACAAUUAUUAGUUGAGCCACAUUAAUUUUCAAGACAGACAUUUCCUUUGAGCUUUGAAGUUUUAUUUUUUUUAAAAUAAUUUUUAUUAACCGGCCAAUCAAAUCAAAUCAAAUCACAUCACAUAAAUUCCGAAUUACAAAGCCGAAUUUUAAAUUUUGUUGAGGGGACCCAUAUUUCAAGAUUCGAAGGGGGAUUCUGAUCAUCUUCUUGCUACUGCGUUAAUGUCCAAAUCAGUCCAAACAAAGUUCAUAAUUCUAUCCAGUCUUAUCUUGCUGUUUCCACAUCACAUCUUGUUCAUAUAUUUUCUCUUUUUUCUUUAUGAUCUCUUCUGAUAGUCUCCUUAAGCCGAUAAACACCAAUAAUAAUCCUGUGUGAAUUUUUCCGUUCUUCCAAUCCUCAAAUCAAGAUGGUUUCCAUAUAUCAUCGCUUUCAUAGAUAACAUCGCUCUUUCCAUCUUUAAUUACAGAACUGUCGUUCUUAAGUCCCUCUGAGGAGUUUCACCCACAAUAUAAAAACAGCUCUAUUUCUCCUCCCAGACUUAAGUCCUCCGACAGAACUUCCCAAUAUGGCGACGGCACUUUUAACUGCGUCAUUCCAAAGCCCUUAUACAUUCCACGCUCUUCUCAAAACAUGCUUUGGUUCGAAAGUUUAUCUCCACACAGCCUUAAAUCCACAGCUUAAGUCCUUAAAACGACAUUUCUGACUUGUGGGGGGGGGAUUCUUGUUUAAUCACAUAAAGGAAAGAAAGGAAAGUUUUUCCCCCUCCCCCAUCAGUCCCUUUGCCAUACCGAGUCUUGGCGUAUCUUCUCAUGAUUUAUACUUGUUCCUCCGACUCGUCUUGUUUUAUCAGAGAUCUCUUCUGUUAGCAGUCUUUACUCCCCCUCCUUCCUUGAAAUAUGUGCAUUCACUUCAUCCAAAUUGUUUCUUUUGAAGUUCUUGCAGCUAGUGGCGCGGAUCAGAGACGGCGUCCAAGAGCGUCGAAAUCCCACAGGAGGGCAUUGUGCCUAGUGCCCCCAUCCCCACAAAUUUGGGGGUGGUAUAGGGCACAGCAGGCAAGGGCAGUCCCCCCCCUACAAUCCUGGGGGGGGGUAGGGAGGCUAUUUACUCCCAUCACAGCCUCCAAAUUACCUUGUGUGGGUCGGAAAGAUGUUAUUGUCAGCCAUCUUCUGAUGCACCCCUAGUGGCCCCCCCGAGCUUUGAAGUUUUAAUCGAUGACCACAAAAUGUCCUUGAAGGACAUCACUCCUAUGUGAACAUUGCAGGUGUGGUUGCAGCAGCGGCAAAAAUUAAUGAUCUUCCUCAUUCUUUACUGAAUUGAUCAAGCACAAGGAAAGUCCCACAAGUGGGGGGGGGGAGGUGUGGGAACAAACCUGGCCCCAAUCAGGAAUCUCUCAUUCUCUCAUUUUGCAGCCUGUGUAUUCCCAGCUGACUGCACAUAACAGAGUCCAUUAAUUUUGGCUUGGCUGCCUGGGUAUCCUGCAACAAUUGCAACAAUUACCCUAAGUUACCGUAAACGCUUUGUUGGCGUGUUGUGUUGAACCUACUUAAUGUGAAAAGGAUUACAGGUAGACCUGAUGACUUAGGAGACAGGCACAAUCCCAAACUGGUGGCCUGUUGAAUGAUCAGAUAAGAUCAAAGCACAUUUUGUUUUAUCCUCAAUCCAUCUGCAUACCUUCUAAAAAUACAGGUUUAUGUACACGUCAUCCUGUUUUUAUAUAUAAAAUUGAGGAUAUUAUAGUAAGUUAAAAUACAUUUAAAAGAAAGAAAAAAAAUAGAAAAAGAAAGCUGAAACAGAAAAAAAAAACAUUUUUAAAAGCAGAGGAAAAUAGCAAUAACAAAAUAACCAUAAAUUAUAAUUAAAGUCACAAAACUAUAUAGUAUAUAUAUGUAGAUGAAUAAAUGAAUUGUUUCCCUCAAGUAUACAUUGAUUCAUGUGUCACUAUGGUUUCAACAAAUACAUUCCAAAAAUCAUUUAAUUUGUUCACGCAUAAUCAUUGUCUGAAAGUGAUCUGUUCAUAGGUUGCAAGAGUUGUCACGUCAUAUAUCCAUUAAUUGAAGGAGGGCACAUUUUUAUCCUUCCAGUGUAUGAAUAGAACAUCUUUUUGCAGAUGGUAAAUAACUUGCAAUGGUUCUCCAGCACUCCUUCACCGUUUGAGGCGGGAAUUUUUAAUGGCAGAGGGCUCCUCCUUUUUUGCACCCUCUUACCACUAUCUCUUAUUACUUCUGUACAAGUCACACACAAAAAUAUUUAAUUUAAAGAUCUCUUGCCAUCAGAGGGGAAUCCCAUUCUGUUUCACCACCUGAGGUGAAACAGGAAGAUGUUGCCCUCACCAAAGUCUCACUUACUGGGGCGUCACAGUGGCGGCUUCUGGAAAAAUCUCUCAGGUGACAAAUGGGUUUCGAUAGAAAGAAAAAGAGAGAGAGAAGAAGCUGAGGUGGGGGAGAAAAUUAGGCAGCAUCGAUGCAGACAUGGAACACAAGUACAGCAGAGUAUUUUUGAAGUUUAAAAAUAGAAAGGAAAAUACCACAAUAAUUGCUGAUAUGUUGAAUGUGAGGUAGAUCCAGGAAAAAUGUUGGUUUUAAUUCCCUUGCUUUGUUAUCAUGUGAAAUAAUAAUAAUAAUAAUAAUAAUUUAUUUAUACCCCGCCCUCCCCAGCCAAGGCCGGGCUCAGGGCGGCUAACAAGCAAUAAUAAAAACAAGUUGAAUGAUUACAACUUAAAAACAAAAUUAAAAUACAACAUUAAAAUAAUGGAACAUUAAAAUAUUAAAAGGCAGCCUCAUCACAGGAGGAGAAAGGAAAAAAGAAAGAGGGGGAGGGAAUCAAAUUGGCUCCAGGCCAAAGGCCAGGCGGAACAACUCUGUCUUACAGGCCCUGCGGAAAGAAAUCAGAUCCUGCAGGGCCCUGGUCUCAUGAGGCAGAGCGUUCCACCAGGCCGGAGCCAGAGUUGAAAAGGCCCUGGCUCUGGUUGAAGCCAAUCUAACUUCCUUAGGGCCUGGGACCACUAGGGUGUUGCUAUUUAUGGACCUUGAGGCUCUCCGUGGCGCAUACCGGGAGAGGCGGUCCCGUAGGUACGAGGGUCCUAGGCCGUGAAGGGCUUUAAAGGUCAAAAGCAGCACCUUAAAUCUGACCCUGUACUCCACCGGGAGCCAGUGCAGCUUGAAAAGCACUGGGUGAAUAUGCUGCCAUGGCAGAGACCCCGUGAGGAGCCUCGCUGCAGCAUUCUGCACCCGCUGGAGUUUCUGGGACAGCUUCAAGGGCAGCCCAGCGUAGAGCGAAUAUGAAUAAUAUGAAUAAAAGAAGAAACCAAGUAUGAGUGUGUUGAUUCUUAUUGAUUUUUUAUCAUGUAAUCCAUACAUUAGUGUAAAUUGAAGGAACUAUCGGUCCAUACAUUUCCUUAUUCUUAAAAGAUGUGAAAUCAAACCAGACUGCAAAAAAGCUGUAUUUUUUAUUGGACCUCUUGUAAACUUUCAGUUUAUGGGAUUUUUUUCCUAACAAGGCUACCUGCCAAACCUAAUAGUCCAACUUUACUAGCUCAAGCAUUUGCCAAGACCUUGCUAUAGACAUCCUUGUGGCCAUCAAAAUAUGAGAGAUGAACUCGAUAUUUUUAAGGUCUUUAUUGGCAUCAGGGAAUAAAUUUAGAAGCGCCAAAUCUGGAGAGGGGACAACAGUUAUUUUGUUAUGCUUAUUGUAUAUGAUUAGUAUAUGUGUUACUAUCAGCCACCUUGAACAUUUGGUGGAAAGGUUGGUUAUAAAUUUCACAAAUAAUAUAUGAAUAAAUAAAAUGGAAAGGGCAGGAGUACGUUACUUCUAGAUCAGGGGUCAGCAAACUUUUUCAGCAGGGGGCCAGUCUGCUGUCCCUCAGACCUUGUUGGGGGCCGGACUAUAUUUUGAAAAAGAAAAAAAAGAAGGAAUUCCUAUGCCCCACAAAUAACCCAGAGAUGCAUUUUAAAUAAAAGGACACAUUCUACUCAUGUAAAAACACGCUGAUUCCCGGACCGCCCGUGGCCUGGAUAUAGAAGGCGAUUGGGCCGGAUCCGGCCCCCGGGCCUUAGUUUGCCUACCCAUGUUCUAGAUACUAGGGAGAUGGCUGAAAUAUGCAAAAACCCCACCCCUGAUGUCCUUUAAAGAGACACACGCUUUAAACCCGAAAAUAAACAGGAGAAGAAAAAUGCUGUUGUUUCCUUGUCAUUGGUCCAGCUGAAUCAUCCCAGCCUGGGGUUUGGGCAAGUCUUUGAAAGAGAAUAAUAAAUAUUGGCAUGUAAUUUGUUAAGCAAAAUGAAUUCUGAAGAUGUUUUCUGAUAUGAGAAACCCAAGCUUGUUUUGUUAUCUCUUACUGCUCAUUAUUCGGUUUCAAAUAGUGUGGAGCAAACCAGCAGGACGCUGCUGUCACUUACACCUUCUGAGGUGGCUGCACUCAAGGAAGGGAUGAAUUUCCUAAAGAACAAAAUGGAUGGGAAGAAUUACAUCUUGUACAAGGACAAGGAUACACUCCGUGCAUGCAAGAACUUGUGCAAGCACCAAGGCGGAUUGUUUAUUAAAGAUAUUGAAGAUCUGACACAAAAGUAAGGCCAGACUUUGCCCCAUUUGCGCUCUCUGUUUCUGUUUGCAAUAAAUAUACUCCCAUAAACUGAUAAGCAUGGGACAUGCUGAGAAUUCAGAUAGACAACUAUGUAGCAUGCUGGGUUGUUGGGUUUUUUGGAAAGCUGAUUGGUUAAACUUGAAACACUAUUCCUUCGUGAUGAUGGGUCUCAGGAUUUGGCCCAGUGGGAAUGAGUCCAUCUUAAAGAUAGACAUUGGCGGCCACUUGCCCUCAAGUCCAUGAUAAUAAUAAUAAUAAUAAUAAUAAUAAUAAUAAUAAUAAUUUAUACCCCACCCAUCUGGUUGGGUUUCCCAUGAGAACAAUGUAUUUUCUGCAGCAACAACAAAAAAUAGUGUAGCUAAGGAUCUUCAUGAUGAUGACUGAAGUUCCAGAGCAGGCAAGUUGCCAUAGAGGGCACCCCCUUUCCCCUCAAGUCCUCUAAGAUCACCCCCUAGCUCCACAGAACUGCACCACCAAUGAGCCUGUUCAGAGGUGGCUCAAAGAGAGAUGCAUGCUUAUUAAAGCAUUUAAAAGCUCUAUCAAGGAGACCAUCAUAUUCAGAUGUAUAUGGCUGGAAGCAGUGGACCUGGGGGUCUCAAAUAUCAGUGGCACCCUAUGUGAUGCAAAAAAUUGGCAACCGCCUCCCCUUCCCACCUCUGGCAUUCCAUUCUAAAGCAUAAUUGCUGUGUCCCCUGUGGAGGUCCUAUGUUCUCAUGAAUUUAAGGGUUUCAUUGCUACAAGGUAUGGUGACAGCCAUGAGCUCAGAUGGCUUUAAGGAGGUUUUUAAGGUGCGACUGAACUGGUUGCACUCUCCUAAAUCUGCCUCUGUGGCUAGUUAAUAAAAAUGUUUUUGCAGUAUUUCUGCCAUUUCUUCCUUAGCCCCUUCCCCCUUUUCUACCUUGUCCUGCCUUGCUGGUCCUUUCCCCACAGUUUUUUUAAAAUGUAAUUAUAUAUUAGAUGUAGCAUAUACUUUAUAUGUACAUAUCAUCUUGUCUUGUGCAGUAUUUUAUAUCUUCCCUGCAAUUCCUAGAGUUUGGUCAGAAUGAAAUGGUGACUGGUCACUGAUGCCUCCACUACAAAGUUCUCUAGUUCUCUAGCCUGAUACCUCACAUAUUUGACCCAGGAUAAUCCAAUAUUGUGCUUUAUUCUCAGCUCUGCAUUUUUGUAAGUUUAAUAGAUGUUAUUACUGUAUUGAAAAAUCACUUGAAGAUGUUCCAUGAGAAGCAUUUCCUAAAUGAAAUAAAUAAAUAAAAUUGGACCAGCAUUCUGGCUGUGUGAGAUAUUCAAAGCACAUUCAAAGCACAUUGUUCCCCCUCAAAGAGUUCUGGGCACCGUAAUUUUUGUGAAGGGUAAAUGUUAGAGCCCAUAAUCCUCCAAAGGGAAAGGUCAUGUUUCAAAUGUGCUUUAAAGGUAGUGUGUACCCAGACUCUGACUAUUAUUCUAUCCUAAAACUGCUUCCUUCUCUUCGUGCAAUGCAUCUUUCCCAACAACAUGGUAUUCGAGUUCAUUGGCUAGCUUCGUGUUGCUAAAUAUUGCUCUAAGAAUUUACACUUUAAAAACCCCAUCAUUGUUAUUUCUGUUGUUGACUUUUUAACCUAGAUGUGUACGUUGCACUAAGCAUAACUGGAAGCUGGAUGUGAGCACAAUGAAAUACGUUAACCCCCCAGACAGCUUCUGCCAAGAUGAACUAGGUAAAAUGUAACAUCUGCUGCAGCUUUUUAUAGCAGUGCCACCUUUGUUAUUUUCUUGCUCUGUGGCUUAAUAGAAAUACAAAUCCAAUUUGCUCAAGUUAAAGAGUUUGAUUUGAUUUAUAUUGCUUACUUUGUUCGCUGUUGUGCAUACAAGUCAAAAACAGUAAGAUAUUGGAUUGGUUUUUUAAAAGCCAAGCAUGGCAAAUGGUAAAAGCUAUUUUUUAAAAAACAAAACAACAACUUUUUUCCUACAGUAAAACAUUUUUGAGUAAACAUCUAAUAUGUUGAAAAGAAGUGAUCUGCAGGAUUUCCACGGGGAAGGAAUUUCACAAUAUUGUCAGGACUUCUCUGAAAAGGCCAUCAUAGGCAUUCACAAUUUCAACCACUGGGUUUGGAAAUAUAGAGCAAGACAGGCUCAUAAGUGUUCGACAAGAACUAGAAAUAUGGAACAAAACUGGUAACAGCUGGCAUUCUGGCGGUUCCCUCAUUGCGAGAAGUGAGGUUACAGGGAACCAGACAGAGUGGCGCUCGCCCUGUGGAACGCCCUCCCUUCAGAUGUGAAGGAAAUAAGCAGCUAUCCUAUCUUUAAAAGACAUCUGAAGGCAGCCCUGUUUAGGGAAGUUUUUAAUAUUUAAUGCUGUAUUGUUUUUAACACUCGAUUGGGAGCCACCCAGAGUGGCUGGGGAAACUCAGCCAGAUGGGCAGGGUAUAUUAUUAACCCUAACUCUGGAUAAUUCUAACUAGGGAGGUUCUGCCCCCAGUUUGCCAACUACGUAUCACUCCCCUCAUGGUAACACCUUAGACCUUCUUUCCACCCCAGCCAACUAAUAACUACUGCAAAUGCCCCCUUUGCUCCCAGAUAUUUCCAUCUGUCCCCCUCCAGUUCCUUAUCUUUCCCUUCUGCCUGUCACCAGAGGACUAAAACGGUCAUAUUAACCUGCCCUUGCUGGCUUCUCUCCCCAACCCCAUUGUCACACCCUUUUCUCGGAGCUGCCCUACCCUUUCCCUGCCUUUAUAGCCUGGAUAAACUUAAGUAGUAACAGGCAACACGUGGCUAAUAAUGUUCUAACAACAUCUUCAUAACCUGUAUUAUUUCACAGUUCUUGAAUAGAGAACAUGUGGUGGAGAUACAACUAAUAAAACAGGUCAAUAUUGUAUGAACAAAAUGAGAGAAGGUAAUCAAUAACACAGAGGCAAACAAGCCUUUCAAUAGUCCCAAUCCUGCAAUCAUGCUCAAAGCGUAGCAUCAAACAAAAUUAGACAAUAUAGUCCAACGGUAUAGAAGGAGGCAAACAAGCCUUUCAACAGUCUCAGUUAUAUAACUGUGUAUGUUGUAACUCCAAUUAUAUAUUCAGCAGUACAACAGAGAGAAAUAAAGCAAUGACGGUUGCUGUAAAAGACAAUGAAACACAGCAUUUACUGACUAGUGCUUGAUUAAUAGAACUCAGAUAGCUGCUAAAAAUUUCCAUCGCAUGAUGUCCUGAAUGGCUCACAGGCUGAGCCCAGGUUCCAUCAGCGAAAGAGAACAGGGUUCUUCUGGUGCAGCAAAGACAGAGCUAUAUAUCAUGGAAUUUUAUGUUCAGAGGGGUAGAUGAGCAACAGCUUCAGCCUCCAAUCAAAGAAGAUCUUGGAACUUUGCUCAUUUUGUUAUGUAGGCAGGUGCUUUGCUCUUGACCAGACCAAGGGAAUAUCUGGGAGACAGGUAAACAGGAAGAGAGUUCUCUCUUUCCUCCUACCAGACAGUUCAUUGAGAAUCAGGCAACGAAACCAAAAAUCAGUGCCUAUGUGUUGUCUAGGUUUAGGGGUUAUGAAUGAAGCAACAGCAAAGCAGUGGUUUAUUUCCUCUCCUCCUAGUUGUUGAAACAGGUCCAGAUAAUGGAUUGGUGCUAGUUGAACUGAAUCCUCCAAAUCCAUGGGAUACAGAACCCAGAGAGGGUGAAGACCUGGCUUUUGGGGAGGUGCAGGUAAAUAAAAACCACAAACUUUUUAUGUACUGGGGCUUGCCUCUAUGGCCUAGUGUGCACAUGGUGCUGAACUACUGUUUGUUUAACAAACUAUGAGUAACUCAUGAGUUUUCCCACAGACAAUUACAACAAAAUACAGCUUCUUUCUCCCAAGUCUAGUUCAUUUCCAAGCUAUUAUUACAUUGUGAUUUUUUUCUUUUUUACCUUUAAAAAAAAUUAAAUUAAAAAUGCAGUAAAAUGUGUGUGUGUGUGUGUGUGUGUGUGUGUGUGUGUGUGUUUUGAUCCCUCAGACUGCAACAAAAUCAGAAAAUUGCACAAGUAAAUUUACACAAGCAAAUUUACUAUUUCCAGAUUGUGUACUUUUGCACAUUUCUUGGGUGGGGAAGUUUUUGCUGUUGUUGUUUAACAAGUUGUGUGCAUGCCCUGUCAGCACCUAAUUGGCAUAAUCGAAAUCAGAAUGUAGGGACAAACAAAAGAAAAUGCUCACUGGUAUGAAUGGGAAAGAUUGAAGUUCCUCCCCAGAGACAAAUUCAAACACAAACACAUGCAGGUUUAGACUAGUCUGGUCUAAUCUGAAUGGGGGGAAAGUGAAUUAGCAGCUAAAUAAUGCUCAGCAAGGACAGGCCCAGAGACCACCAGUUUCUCAUUCUCAACAUCUUUCACAGUAAAAAUUGUCACAAUUCAUUCAGCCACUCUGUAAUCUUCCUAUCCUCCUCCAGCAAUCCUGAAGUUCUGGAUACACCUUAAGUUUGUGGCCUGUUUACUCAGCAUUCUUUCAGAUUUGCUUGCACAAAUCUUACAUGUUCUUAGAUAAUGCCCAGCCUUUAUUAAGCAUCCAUUCUGAUGAUCAGGGAUGAUAGGAGUUAUAGUCCAAAAGAUCUGAAGGAAACUUGGCCUCGGCCCAGUACAGUCAUACCUCAUGUUGCAUCCGCUUCAUGUUACGUUUUUUCAGGUUAUGUCCCACGGCAACCCGGAAGUACUGGAAAGGGUUACUUCCGGGUUUCGCUGCUCGCGCAUGCACAGAAGCGCAAAAUGACAUCACUCGCAUGCACAGAAGUGGCAAAUCACAACCCGUGCACGCGCAGACUCGCUGCUGUGAGUUGCGUUCUUUUCAUGUUGCGAACGGGCCUCCGGAAUGGAUCCCGUUCGCAACCAGAGGUACCACUGUAUACCUGAAGGAGCAUCUCCACCCCCUCCUUUCAGCCCGGACACUGAGGUCCAGCUCUGAGGGCCUUCUGGCGGUUCCCUCACUGCAAGAAGUGAGGUUACAGGGAACCAGGCAGAGGGCCUUCUCGGUAGUGGCUCCUGCCCUGUGGAACACCUUCCCAUCAGAUGUCAAGGAAAUAAACAACUAUCUGACUUUUAGAAGACAUCUGACGGCAGCCCUGUAUCAGAAAAUUAUUUAUGUCUAAUGUUUUACAAUGUUUUAUGUGUUGUAAGCCGCCCAGAGCAGCUGGGGAAACCCAGACAAAUGGGUGGAUCAGACAUAAUAAAAUCAUUACUGUUAUUACUAGGUUGGGGAAGUCUCUCUAUGUUUAGUGUGCCUCCCAAGAAGGGAACAUAUUCUCAUCAUGGCCUUCUCAUGUGUCUCCAAGAGGAUCUCAACACAAUGCAAGUCUCCCACCCACACCAAUUCUGAAUGCUCUUAGCAGUUCCUAUUUGGCCUCUGGCCUCUGCACAAAGUUUAGAUAUGCUAGCUACCCAUCUGACUGGGCACCCUCCCUACUCAGUGUUAGCCAGAAGCGGUGAGGUGGGGGAACAGGAGCGGAUGUGCUUGUGUAAACAUAAAGGUACAGAAUGUAUGAAACAGAAGUGGCAGUAUGUGUGGACCUUUGGGGAGGGGGCACAGUGGAAGCAGACAAAGCAGAGGAAAUAUUUUUGGCAGUGGGCAAGGUCACCUGGUCUCUUUUUUUCCUCUGGGGGUGGCCAAAGGAAGAGGCACUCUCUGCCCAGCUGCAUGUUUUGGGGUGUAGCAGCCAAAGAGCAAAGCUGUAUUUUCUUCUGCAGAAAGGAAGCGGAAAUCUUCUCUAACAUCCGCUCUCAAAAUAGCACCAUGGGGACAUAAUAGAAUCAUAGAACUGUAGAGAAGGAAGGGACCCUGAGGAUCACCUAGUGCAACUCUCUGCAAUGCAAGAAUAUGCAGCUGCCCCAUACAGGGAUCAAACCUGCAACCUUGGCAUCGUCAGCACCACGCUCUAACCUACUGAGCUAGCCACACUAGGAAACAGUUCUUUUCUUUUCAGGCACACAGAACAUGACAACACUGAUCCAUCUCAGUCUUGGGUUUCUGUCUGCUCUUAGGUAACUUACGUAACUCAUGCAUGUAUGGACCUCAAACUUGGAGACAGAAGAAUGAUCUUCGAUCCGUGGCUCGUUGGCCCUGCUUUUGCACGCGGCUGGUGGUUGCUUCAUGAGCCUCCUGGUGACUGGUUGGAAAGACUGUGUCGUGCAGAUCUAAUUUACAUCAGCCACAUGCAUUCUGAUCAUCUCAGGUAUCUGUGCAUAUGAUAAAAAAGAGAGGGGAAAUUACUUAUGCUGUCAUCUUAAGCAUUCUUACCUGGGGCUGGUGUUGUGCAAGCUGUAUGGCUUUGUCCUAUUCUGCUCUGGUGACACAGGCAUAUAAGGAAGCAUAUAAGUAGGACAAGCCAAAGUUCUGCCUCCUGGAUGGCAUUUAUGAGGGAAGGAAGAACAUCAUUAGCCAUGCCAUUCUUGUGCAUAGUUAUUGAUGCCUGCCACCCCAGUCCAAGCGGGUUGAGAUUCCAGGGAUUCCAGGCGCUUACUCAGGGUUCAGUUUCCUUCGGAAUGAGGGGCAGUGGAGACUUGGUGUCUGUAGAAUAUAUGGUUUAUUUACACAUAUAUACAACCUGAGCCUGUGAUGGAGGAGCUUGCAACAUUAAUGGCCCAAGAGGCCUUGCUUUUCCCAUAGCCACAGCAUUGGAUUCAAGCAGAAUCCAAUAUGCCUAUGGGUGGCCUUGAAGUGAGCUUCACUUGGCUUGCUCACUCUCCUGGAAUCCUGGUCCCGUUAUUUUAGUGCCUUUCACUAUAUAUAGCUGACGCACACCCCAGUAAAGUGACUUGAGGAUUGACUGAGAGUGGCCACCAAGACCAUAUAACACCAGUUCUGAAAGACCUACAUUGGCUCCCAGUACGUUUCCGAGCACAAUUCAAAGUGUUGGUGCUGACCUUUAAAGCCCUAACUGGCCUCUGCCCAGUAUACCUGAAGGAGUGUCUCCACCCCCAUUGUCCAGCCCAGACACUGAGAUCCAGUUCCGAGGGCCUUCUGGCAGUUCCCAUACUGAGAGAAAUAAAGCUACAGGGAAUCAGGCAGGGGGCCUUCUUGGUAGUGGCGCCAUCCCUGUGGACACCCACCUAUCAGAUGUCAAGGAAACAAACAACUUUUAGAAGAUAUCUGAAGGCAACCCUGUUUAGGGAAGUUUUUAAUGUUUGAUGUUAUAUCCUGUUUUUAAUAUUCUGUUGGGAGCCGCCCAGAGUGGCUGGGGAAACCCAACCAGAUGGGUAGGGUAUAAAUAUAUUAUUGUCAUUUGUUUGUUUGUUUGUUUCCUACUCUCCUGCUUUUCUUACUCUCCAGUUACCCUACAUUGAAGAAACUUGCAGAGAGGAGGCCAGAUGUGCCCAUUUAUGUUGGGAAGACAGAACGGCCUGUAUUCUGGUACCUCAAACAGAGUGGUGUAAAGCUGACCAAUAUUAACAUUGUCCCAUUUGGAGUUUGGCAACAGGUCUGAUGUCUUGACAUUUUCUGAAGUUUAUAUUUUCUUUCUAAACUAUGGAAAUAAUCCAGAAGUUUCUAAUCAGAACAUUUCCAGACCAUGAGUAAGCAACAAUAUUUUUAAAUAAAUAAAUAAAUAAAAAUCCCCUAACACACAAUUCUUGCACACCACCCAAAUUUCCAAGUGGCUUGAGACUCCAGGUCUUCCAAAUGCUUAUGCAGGGUUCAGUUUCCUUGGAAUGACAGACAGUGAAGACUGUGGUAUCUUUUUUUUUUUUUUAAAUGAUAUCUAUUAAAGUUUCACAUGAAAAGAAUCACAUUAAUAAUAAAAAAAGAAUUUAAAAAGAAAAAGAAAAAUACACAAUACAGAAUACAAAAAGAAAAAACAAAAAACUGCUAAAAACAAUUCCAUCUUUUCAUCACUAAUUUUACAUUUACUUGUUUCCCGGACCUCCUCAUACCUCCCUCUUUUGUAUUCCAGUUCAAUUUGUUUGUCCAGCAAUUCCUUUCCCUCCUUUUUAAUCCCAAUCCUUAAUCUUAAUAUAAUAUAACAUUAAAUUUUUACCUAUUAAAAACCAAUUUUCCAUUCUUUUAACAUUUUUAAUCCUAAUCCUUAAUCUUGAUCUAUUUAUAACUUUAAAGCCUGUACAGCUAGAAGCCACUUAAUUACAAUCCAACAUCACUCUAACAUUCAUUAAUUUUGCAAUAUUUCUGUAAGUAAUCUUUGAAUUUCUUCCAAUCUUCUUCCACCGACUCUUCUCCCUGGUCACGGAUUCUGCCAGUCAUUUCCGCCAAUUCCAUAUAGUCCAUCAAUUUCAUCUGCCAUUCCUCCAGUGUGGGUAGAUCUUGUGUCUUCCAAUACUUUGCGAUAAGUAUUCUUGCUGCUGUUGUGGCAUACAUAAAGAAAGUUCUAUCCUUUUUUAACACCGAUUGGCCGACUAUGCCCAGGAGGAAGGCCUCUGGUUUCUUCAAGAAGGUAUAUUUAAAUACCUUUUUUAAUUCAUUAUAUAUCAUCUCCCAGAAAGCCUUAAUCUUUGGGCACGUCCACCAAAGGUGAAAGAAUGUACCUUCAGUUUCUUUACAUUUCCAACAUUUAUUAUCAGGCAAAUGGUAGAUUUUUGCAAGCUUAACUGGGGUUAUGUACCACCUGUAUAUCAUUUUCAUAAUAUUCUCUCUUAGGGCAUUACAUGCCGUAAACUUCAUACCUGUGGUCCAUAACUGUUCCCAGUCAGCGAACAUAAUGUUGUGUCCAACGUCUUGUGCCCAUUUAAUCAUAGCAGAUUUCACCGUUUCAUCCUGAGUGUUCCAUUUCAGCAGCAAGUUAUACAUUCUUGACAAAUUCUUAGUUUUGGGUUCUAACAGUUCUGUUUCUAAUUUUGAUUUUUCCACUUGGAAGCCAAUUUUCUUGUCCAAAUUGUAUGCCUCCAUUAUCUGAUAAUAAUGAAGCCAGUCUCGCACUUUGUUUUUUAAUUUUUCAAAACUUUGCAAUUUCAGUCUGUCUCCAUCUUGUUCCAAAAUUUCCCAAUAUUUCGGCCAUUUGACCUCCAUAUUGAGCUUUUUCAAGGCUUUCGCUUCCAUUGGUGACAGCCACCUUGGAGUUUUAUUUUCCAAUAAAUCCUUGUAUCUUAUCCAAACAUUAAACAGUGCUUUCCUGACAAUGUGAUUUUUAAAUGCUUUAUGUGCUUUGACCUUAUCAUACCACAGAUAUGCAUGCCAUCCAAAUACAUUGUUAAAACCUUCUAGAUCCAAAAUGUCAGUGUUUUCAAGAAGCAGCCAUUCUUUCAACCAGCAAAAGGCUGCUGAUUCAUAAUAAAGUUUAAGGUCUGGCAGGGCAAAUCCACCUCUUUCCUUUGCAUCUGUUAGUAUUUUAAAUUUUAUUCUGGGCUUCUUGCCCUGCCAGACAAAUCUGGAAAUAUCUCUCUGCCACCUCUUGAAACAGUCUAUUUUGUCCACAAUUUGCAGUGUUUGAAACAAAAACAACAUUCUAGGCAAUACAUUCAUUUUUACCGCAGCAAUACGGCCCAGCAGUGAAAGCUUCAAAUUUGACCAAAUUUCUAAAUCUUUUUUCACUUCAGCCCAACAUUUUUCAUAGUUAUCUUUAAAUAAAUUCCCAUUUUUGCUGUCAUGUUAAUCCCCAGGUAUUUAACUUUCUUAACCACUGUUAAACCUGUCACAUUCUGAAACCUCUCUCUCUCCAUUGGUGUUAGAUUUUUCUCUAAAACCUUAGUUUUUAACUUGUUCAGUUUAAAUCCUGCAACCUGACCAAAUUCUUGAAUCAGUUCUAAAACCCUUUUGGUACUAGAUUCUGGCUCCUGUAACGUCAGUACUAAAUCAUCUGCAAAUGCUCUCAAUUUGUACUGUUUAACAAGGCUGUGGUAUCUAUAGGCUAUAGGGUUUAUUUACGCAUACAACCUGAGUUUACGAUGGAGCGGUUCACGGCAUUAACACCCCAGAAGGUCUUGCUUCUCCCAUAGCCACAACCUUGAAUUCAAACAGAAAUCAAGAAUGUCUCUCCCUCCCUCCCUUUCUUUCACAUCUCAACUCUUGUUUUUGCUAGUUGAGGGAGGGGAGCCCACCCAUUUGCCCUCUGGAGCAUAGCUGCUUCCUUUGUUACCCUAACAACUCACACUUAGGGCCAUUACCAAGAAACUGGCCUGGUUAUUCCAACAAUUGAAUACUUGCUGGAUCCGGGAAUUAGAAGGGACUCAGACAUAUAGCCUAAUACCCACCCAGCCCAACAAUAUUGACAGAAUUAGAGAAUUGAGGUCCCAAUGCUCCCACUACUCAUCACUUAAUAACCAAAGCAGUUUGAAAUAUGUUUCUGGGUUGCCACAUAUAUAUCCUAAGAUGGAAUGUAAACAUAUAAGGUGAGCUGAUGAAGCAAGACUCCUGACUCAAGUUGACUCUGCUUCAUGUUGACUCUUGUUGGGGGCCAUGAAUGAGUGUUAUUUGCUGGUUCCCGCAGCAGCCACUAGCUCACCACCUCAUGCCACUUGGACAUGUCCAACCAGUUCAGAGACAACUGGGGGACCUAAUCACCACACUAUCAUCUGAUCCACAAGGAACUGCUUAGCGUUCCUCAAAAAUAUCCUAUCCUUGCUGCCACUAAAAUGUAUUAUGAGGAGGAGGAGGUGCAUUACUAACACCAAUAACACCAGAGGGGGCAUUACUAACAAUAAGUUUAAUAGUAACAAGAUGCUUAUGGAUAAAUAGCCAUGCAGCAGACUGUUGCUUGCAAUUAAGAAUGGGUAAACCUGUCAAUGUCAAUUUCUAUUGGUUUCUAUCCCUCCUUAUCUUAAACACAGUUCUCAACAGUUCUACAUAAGCUUGCAUUUAAAAAACCAACCAACCAACCAACAACAACAACAUGUUCAUGGAAGUUGAUUAGGAUUUUAUUCAAAUUUAUUCUAUUAUACGCAUGUUUUUAUGCAAUUUCCCCUAAUAUACACCUUAGGGAGCCACGGCACACAGAUGCCAUUCUAGAUUGCAUUCCAAUAACUUUUUAAAGGGAUUACAGCCAAUCAUAGACCCUGUUUUCUAUAAAUAAAAAUGUCCAUGUCAAAAUUCAUAGUAACAUGUGCUUUGAUUUCUUUUAAGGUGGACAGGAAUCUUAGAUUUAUGAUACUGAUGGAUGGUGUUCAUCCUGAAAUGGAUACUUGCAUCAUUGUUGAAUAUAAAGGUACCUGAAUGUAACAAUAAUUACUAUGUUGCAUUUGAUACUUUUUUAUACUGUGUUUCAAAUAAAAAAGUGGAAUGAUUCAGAUACUCUGUAUGAUUAGUGCAAUUUUUCUAUUUUCCAGCUUUGACCUACUUUGAGGUUAUUCGUAACUUCAGAUUAUUGUACAAAAGUAAAGAAAAACCAUUCUUGCUCCUUUACACUUCAGGUUUCUAUCAAAAGCUCCUAGUGCCUAAAAUAUGGUCCUUUCACCUUGCUCUGAAAAAGCAGCCAGUUCUGGCCUGGUCUUGCUGGGAAGAUGUUGGGACACAAUUUUAAUUGAGAGUUUAUCUUUGCAUAGGGCACAAAAUUCUGAAUACAGUGGACUGCACCAGGCCCAAUGGUGGAAAGCUUCCUGAGAAGGUUGACCUCAUGAUGAGUGACUUUGCAGGUGGAGCGUCAGGAUUCCCAAUGGUAUACAGCAGAGGAAAUUUCACUGGUAAUGAACCAAUGGCAUCUUUUAGAUAAGGUGUCCAUUUUUCAGAAUAUUUUGAAGCCCCCAUUGGCCAACACUUUUAUUUCAAACCAAACACCCCACUUAUCUCUUGAGAGACAAACUAGCAAGCGCACACAGCAACAUAAUGUGUGCAAUUGCCUCAAAGAAAAACAUGGAGGAAACAUGAGAAGAAGCAAGAGCUCUUUCUAUGUCAUGGGUCAGCAAACCUUUUCAGCAGGGGGCCGGUCCACUGUCCCUCAGACCUUGUGGGGGGCUGGACUAUACUUUGGAAAAAAAUAAAUGAACAAAUUCCUAUGCCCCACGAAUAACCCAGAGUUGCAUUUUAAAUAAAAGGACACACUCUACUCAUGUAAAAACAUGCUGAUUCCCGGACUGUCCGCGGGCCGGAUUUAGAAGGCGAUUGGGCCAGAUCCGGCCCCCGGGCCUUAGUUUGCCUACCCAUGUUCUUUGUUGUCAGAUAUCAACCCAACAACAUAAACCAGGCAUAGGCAAAAUCUGGCCCUCAAGAUGUUUGGGACUACAAUUCCCAUCACCCCUGAACACUGGUCCUGUUAGUUAGGGAUGAUGGGAACUGUAGUCGCAAACAUCUGGAGGGCCAGAGUUUGCCUAAGCCUGGAAUACCCCCUUGUCUGUUGUCAUGUACAGGUGUUCUGGGACCCUGCACACUUAACUGAAAUGCACACAAGUGGGAGGCCUGCCGCAGUAAAUACAUCUUCCUGCCCAACAGCUGUAUUGAGUGGGGUAGCACGGCAGUAGCAAAAGCUUCCGUGUGCCAUUUUUGAGCCCUUGGAGUCUUAUUUUCUGGACUUUGGGCUCACUGAUGUCCCUCUGGGGAGGGUCUCCUUGUGAACCACAAGGGCUUUCCAGCUCUCUCCUGACAUUUCAGGUUAGAAUUGAAUUAUUUAUUUAUUUCCCGGUGCCAUGCAUAUACGCAGCCGCAUGCAAGUCGAUCGUGCGCAAGUGGGGGGUGGGGGUGCCUGUACCAGUGAGAGAGAUCUUCUGUGCAGUCUCUUCCCCAGAUCUCUUUCCACUUGACAGAUGGCCCUUCCAGAUUUCUCUUGCUCUGCUUCAAGUGUGAAGGUGAUGCUGAUGGAGGUGAUCAAUAAUAAUAAUUAGUAAUGAAGAACAUAACUUAAAAUCUUUGUGGGACAAUUAAGACACCCCCCCCCACGGAUUGCACAACAUAGGUCCAAUAAGUGCUUUCGUUUUUCAGAGGAGAAGAAAGCCCAGUUUAUUAAAAUUGAAAGGAAGAAGCUGUUGAAUUACAAGGCCCAGCUGGUUACUGAUCUGAAGCCAAAAAUCUACUGUCCUUUUGCGGGAUAUUUUGUCGAAGCUCAUCCUUCUGACAGGUACUGUCUUCCAGUUCACUCUUUAGUCACCAGUUGUAUCACAAUAAGUUUGCACAAAUGUGAUCAGUGACGAUGUGUGAAGCAAUGUGUGAACUGAAAUGGAGCUAACCUGCAAGAUUUUCUCUCCUCCAAAUUUUGCAGUGCAUUUCUCCAGCCAAACGGUGUACAUAAAAAUAAAGAUAUUAGUGAAAAUAACAUACAAAAAUACAUUAUAGUAAGGGAAAUUGCUUGCAAAAAUGUGCACGUUAGUCGAAACUGCAUGUUAAAAUGUGUCUAUUAGGGGAAAUUUGCACUGAAAUGCUGGUGAGUUUUUGGGAUGAUUUUAAAAGCAAACUGCUGGAAGAUGUGGAGAACUGAAUUUCAGACUGGAAAAAUAAGAAAGUGAGAGAAUAGAAAUUAACAAAUCUUUCCAUUCUUAUUCCCUCCCCCUUGCAAAUAAAUAAAUAAAAUAAAAUGCAGCCUGCUUUGAAUUUUUAAUGGGGGUGGGAUUAUUAUAGGCAUUUCUGUGUAAUGUGUGGUUAGCCCUUUCCUUCCUAAUAAUGUGAUUAGCAUUUAAGCCUAAGAGGCAGACUAUCAAAUAAUGCUGGAAUCAGUGCUGUGUGCCAUUCCAACCUAUUCUCAUAAUUUCCACCAGGGCACAGAAUGUAUUGGCUUAUUAUCGAUUGGUAAUUGGCCUUCUAAAUGUGGAAUAAAUCUUCCACUAGUAGAAAAACUGUUUUAUCAUUGCAGGAGAGGCUUGCCAGUAAAAGUGAAACUAAAUCCAAGGUUGUCUUGUCCUGGUCUGAUAGCAGUGAGGCAGGGCAGGACCACAGACAGCUCCAAGUGAAGAACUUGCUCUGAGUAGGGUUAAGAUUACACUGAGCUUUUAAAGUUUUGGAUCCCAGACUACUUGUCCCUAACUCCAUCCUCUUAUUGAAGAUAACUACAAAUUUUUAAGCAGUCUGACCUGAAGAGAUGGACUCUUUAUCUGUUCCAUAGCCUUAUUGAACUCGCUACACCACUUCAUCAGUAAGGUACUGUGGGAGAUAAAGCUAUAGUUUGUUAAGGAUGCUGGAAACUGUGAUUCUGUAAGGGGGAAACUACACUUCCCAUGAUUCUUUGGGGAAAGUCAUGUGCUUUAAGUGUAUAGUGCAGAUCUGCACCAUCUAUCUUCAACUAUCUUCCACUUAAUCUUGUUCUCUUGUACAAGUGAACAAUGCUAGUGGCUAUUUUCCUUCCACUCAUGACUUUGUGUCUCCAGUGCUAUGGAAACAUCCAGUUGUGUGUCUUUCCUUAACCUAGUUACAUCAAAGAAACAAAUCUUAAAAAUGACCCAGAGGAGUUGAACAGACUAAUUAAAAAAAAAUCUGAAGAAGUUUCAACAUGGACACCAAAACCUGGAGCCAUUUUGGACCUGGCAAGGAUGCUCAGAGAUCCAACAGACAGGUAAUCCUAAUGUACUUCAAAUUAAGUAUUUAUUGAAUUUCUAUAAUUAGGUUUUGAAUGUUUAAUGCCAAUAAAUCUGUUAACCAGUUUUUGUUGAAGUGCUUCACUGGUGUGGGCAGGAGAAGCAUCUUCAUAAAGUUGAGAAGGGAGAGGAAGUCUUGAGAUUGAAUUUGAGAACUCUGUGCCAUUUCAUGGGGCUAACAAGCACCCAAACUACUCAUUCGCCUUUGAAGAGCAGUAAGGAAAGGGCUCUUACAAGGCAAAGUUAGGGGCUAUUGUGACACCAGCAUGUAGUAGACCAGUCUUCUUCUUCUUCUUCUUCUUCUUCUUCUUCUUCUUCUUCUUCUUCUUCUUCUUCUUCUUCUUUUCCCAUUAUAGAUUUCAAAAUUCCAGUGAUAAGCUGAACCAUGCGGCAGGUUUCAAACAUUCCAGCAAUUUGUUAGGUCCCUUGCUAAUUUAGCAAAAUAUUUUCCCCAAACAGUCAAAGUGUCAUUCUUCUAUCUGUGUUGAAUAAAUCUACCAUGCUAAUUUUCUGUGAGUUGAAUCCAGAUUGCCCUUAAAUGUUUAGUAGCCAUUCGUCUGUCUCGAGACAAUGGAGUUUGCUUCCAGGGGUGAAGUCAAACCGCUGGAGAAAUGUAAAUGGGUGUAAAAUGCUACCUUGCACAACACUGAAGGAUGGGUCAUCUGAAUUAUUGCAAGUUGGGGGUCAGCAGAUAAAUAAGAAAUAGAAAGUGGGGCUAUUCAUUUUAUCUGCAGUUAGACUCACUCUGUGAAUCAGAGAGAUAUGCUCUGCAUGGAUUUUGACCUCAGUUAAUCAGUGCAGUUAUUAAUUGUCUAUUUUCUCUCUCUUAGUUUAGGAAUUGUUGAUCCUCCAGAAGGGACAAAAAUUUUAAAGGAUUCAUGGGAUUUUAAGCCAUACUUACACACUCUUGGAGCCGCAGUUGAUGAUGAUAUUUUUCUCUAUCCUUCCUGGGUGAAAGAAUAUUAUCUAUGGGCUGGAUUUAAAGGCUAUAACCUUGUGAUAAGGGUGAGUAGGUCUAUACAAGCAUUUAUCAAAUGCAAGAUAUUGUUUACUUCAGCGACAAAUUCUACAAGAAUAUCUGUUUUCAACUGCUUUAGCAAAGAAAAGCAAACACUUUUUAAAGAACAGUUGUGAUUUGCCCUCCUUCAGGCAACACUCUCAAAUGCAUGAAAUUGAUGGUGACAGUUUGGGAUAUACAGUUGCUGCUAACCAUUUAAAAUUUUAUUUUGGGAUAGCCAAAAAUUUUAUUUAAAAAAAUUCCAACUUUAUGUACAUAUACCAAUUAAGAUGACAAUUAUAUUUAAGUGGCAGUCAAUAUUUCUUCUUGAACUAUAAAUCUCUGUGUGUGUGUUUUUCUCUAACACAGCAAGACAAUUUCUUUUAUUCUCAUUUUAAAUUUGGAGGCAAAGGAGCCCUUCUCUUCAAAGAAUUAUGACUUCCUGCCUCAAAUUCAGCUCAUAAAAAGUUGGAUGAAAAAAGUCAAAGCAAAUAAACUACUACACAGAGAGGACAAAGAUGUUGGAAAUUGAAACAUAAUAUAUUAAAUAUAAGGCAGCAAUCCUAAAGUCACAUACCUGUGACUAAGUAAGCACAACUGAAUUCAGAAGAACUUCAUGGUUGAGCACCAAGAGUAAAUGGGAGAAUCAAGCAAAAACCAAAUAGUUUGGGGGAUUGCACAACAUCUGUUUGAAAUGACAGCCUCCUCUUGUUGUUUAUAUCCCAUAACUAGGUAAUAGAAACUGAUGAUGAUUUCAGUCCUUUGCCUGGAGGGUACAACUACUUAGUGGAUUUUUUGGACUUAUCCUUUCCAACAGAAAUACCAAACCGGGACUGUCCAUUUGAGGAAGUAAGGAUUACAAAUGUAUAUCCUCUCAUGUUCUCAAAUAUAGAAAUAUAAAUAUGACAUUUCCUCCAAGGACAACAAUUUACUCUCACUUAUUUCUGGUGACAGGGAUUUUGGGGGAGGACUAUAAAGCUGUGUGUGUUUAACUCAGUACACUAGCACUUAGAAUGUACAAUGCUUAUGCUUUUUAUAUAUAGUUUGUUAAAAUAUUGUCAUGGUUCUCAUUGUGUGACAUGAAUCCCUUUGAGCUUAUUUAUGCAACACUUCCAUGCCCUUGUUCAGCUUAUGAUACCACCACUCAGCCUUCUUUCAGUAGUUUUGCAGCAGUGUUGGGAUCUGCUUUCAGUUUUGCUGUGGCUUCAGUUCUUGACCCAAGCAGAGAAAUUCCUGUCAUCUUAAGGUUAAUGUGAACCACCCCAAGGAUAUGGCAUUAGCUGCUGGAAAAGGCCUGAGCAAAGGCUAAGAUAAAAAGCGGAGUGGAGAAGAGGGCACUGAGUGAAAUGCAGAAAGGGAGUAUGGGAAAAGGCAGGAAAACAGAGGGCAUGAGACUAAGCCUUCUGAAAAUACAAUAUGGCAAUUAAAAAGUGUCCUCCCAGACCAUUAAGAGUCCUAUUUCUAGCUCUAGCUGACUCCACACAAAAUGUCCGCUGAUGAGUAGAGUCACAAGGCAGCUUCUCAUUUUAAUUUAGGAAAUGUAUUUGUAAUUUUGAAACAUACAAGAACUACAAUUUGGUUACAGCCAGCACUUAGAAAUGUUAGCUGGCCAAACAUAUAGACAGCAACAACUGUAUUUUGAGGGGGCGUGUUAGGAAAAGGGACAGAAACCGGCUUAUUCUCUCUUUGUUAUUUCAGGAUGCCACUAAGAGUAAAAAACAGUUGUGCCUAAUCAUUUUUAACAUGAGAAGAUAUUAUUUGUGUUCACACCAGAACACAGCAGCAGAAUUAGAUACUAAUUAUGUUCGCACAUUAACACUAAACCAUGAUUUCUUUAAUCAUGGCUUGUUCAACAAACCAUCAGUUGUCUCAUAGAUGAGCAAACAAACCAUGGCUUGUUUUUUCAAAGCUUGGUUUUCUGGCUGUGGUAACCUUGUGCUUAGCAGCCUCCGAAGCAUCUUCACAAGCAACAUUGUUGGGUUCAGACAUAACGUGAAACCAUAGUUAAAGCAUGCCAUGGUUCAUAAGCCAACGACAAACUAUGGCUUCACAUCAUGGUUUGUCUGCUGGGAUGGAUUUGCGCAUUCAAACAAACCAUAGUUAAGCUAAGCAAGCCAUGCCUCCCUUAGUGAUAUGUAUGAACUAGGACAAUGUGAUUAUAUCAUGGGCAUCUUUCAGAACAGAAGCAGCGCCUGGCAUCCAAACAGCCACACAACCAGCUUUGUGUGCCAAAGGGAGUUUUGGACUUGUGCUUCACGAACAGCAGUGUCCCCAACACCACCACCACACAGCAAGCUGCCUUUGAAAUUGAAGCAGAACUUUCAGAAUUUUCAGUAGGACAGAAAGAAAGAAAAUGAGAACUGAAGGUGGUCUUUGGAUUCUGCCUAUUGGUUGUAUUAAUGUAUCAAAUAAAAUUGAUGCCAGAUUUUCAUGCACUUUGUCUUUCACUGCAGAUAAAAGCCCGAGUUAGUGUAAUGAGGCACACAGUGAAACAUGGAUUGCUCUGGGAUGAUCUGUAUAUAGGAUUCCAAAUCAGGCUACAACGUGACCCUGACAUAUAUCAUCACCAGUAAGCCCAUUUGUUUCUGUUGUUGCCAUGCUAAUGCCAGUCACUAGUAUUUGAUAUAGAAUUGUUUCAAAAUUGCUCCUUGAAAGCAUACCUCUAGGUGUAAAUCAUUAAGCUGGUGUCAACUGGCAUAGCCUCAUUGAUUAUAGUUUUCCCAUUCCUUAUGCCUCUAGAAUACAAUGUAAGAAAUGGAUUCUGUUGUGAACAGAAGCCUGUGUUGAAACAAGUCACUUUAUCCCUCAUAACAGUUCCAAAGGUGAAAGAUACAGAAGCAGCUGUGACUGCAUCUAUUAUUAUACAAGUUUGAAAGUCCAUGGAUUUUUGUGGGUCGUUUUUUUUAAGCAAUGAGAGGGAUAGAAAUGUUCAAAGCAUUUUUUUAAAAAGAACUGCAGCUGAACAAUUAUCACGUGGUCCAGAAAGCAUGUUACUUAAGCAUGCAUUUAUCUAUUCUGUCUCUUUGCAAAACCAAUAAUUAUUUAAUCCCUAUAGCAAAACAAUCUAAUCAGAUUUACUUCUAAUUAACACACUUGGAUCUAUACCUAAUAGCAAUCAUAAGUUAAGAGUGAGUCUUGAGAAUUCCAUUCUUUUUUCCUUCAUAAAUACAAAGGACUCUUAGUGUCAUUAGACACUAGUUUGUACAUCCCGUUUGUCAAUGUAACAUUCAUUUUCUACCAAAUGUUACUUCAUUUUGUACACUGCUGCUGAGUCUUGAACUCAGAGCCUUGGGGUUUGUGUCCAGCUGCCCCUUUUUGGUGAGACACCGUAAAGUUCAGUACAGUAUGCUCAGACACUGGACUGACUGCACUCACCUAGGUGGGCUAUAGGAACCUUCUAGACAGGAAUAAAAGUUUUAGAGGGCUUCCUGGUCCAGUCAAGUCUGCUUCGGCAACAAGGGCUUCCUGAGCUUUGUCAUGUUUCUGUAUUCCUUGGUCCUGCUUGGCUUUUGCUCCUGUCUCCUGUCUGUCUUCUUGAUCCUAGUUUAUUCUUUGGUUUUGACUUGCUCUACAGUCCUGACUAAUGGCUUGGCCUGAGUCUUCUCUCAUGCCAGAUGGAGGUUGCUAUCCAUAACCCAACCUUGACAGCAGCCAGCCUAAAGUUACCAAAAUAUCUUCAACUGUAAACAAAACUGAUUUCAGCAGAUGAGCUGAUACAGCCAUGCAGCUUCCUAGUGGUGCUAUGCACAAGGAUAAGAUUGCAAUUAUCUGAAUGUUUUAAUAGAUCAUAUAGAAGCUUUAAAUUCUGUUAAUGUUUAAUUGUUUUUUUAAUGAUUCCACACACACACAAUCUUCUUAGCUGUUUCUAUUUUAUCUGUGAACCACUUUGAGUUCCUUUCAGGGAAAAAUGCAGGAUAUAAAUAAAGAUAAUAAUAUUAAGCAAAAAACAAAACAAAACAAACAAACAAGUGUUCACAAAUUGCUACUGAAAAGCUGUGUGGUCUCAUGACCACGUAUGUUGCUACUUCACCCUGGAACCAGGCAUGUGAAGCUGCCAUAUAGAUUAGAUGCCAUUGGCUCAUUGAGCUCUGUAUUGUCUGCACUGUACAUCAGGAGUGGCCAAUAUGUUGAAUCCAGUUGUAGGACUACAAAUCCCAUAAUCCCCAGAUAACAUGGACAAUGGACAUGGAUUAUGGGAGUUGUAGUUCAACAACAUAUUGAGGGGUCCACAUUGGCCAACCCUGCUGUGUACAGUAACUGGCAGUUCUCUAAGGUCUUGGGAGUCUUUCCCAGCCCUGCUAUGGAUGGUGGGGAUUGAACCCAGGAUGUUUUGCAUGUAUGGGCUUUUUCACCAAGUUACAAUCCUUUCCCCAAGUCCAUGAAGGGUUCCCAAGCCUGUGGACUGGGACAUAGUGAAUAAGUUGAUCCAAAUUUCAUGUAGCUACUGUCCUUCUGUGUGUAACUGUCUUUGUUUUCUUAUAUUUUUAAAGGUUUUGGAAUCAUUUCCAAAUAAAACUUCCUCUGACCCCACCUGACUGGAAGUCUUUCUUGGCACAAUGCAAACAAAAUCUGAAUUGA
This is a messenger RNA of Podarcis lilfordi (Lilford's wall lizard), 33333 nucleotides long. Lineage: Eukaryota; Metazoa; Chordata; Lepidosauria; Squamata; Lacertidae. The record is from the annotation of a GenBank genome assembly.